Molecule: messenger RNA, 2130 nt
Organism: Bombyx mori (domestic silkworm)
Lineage: Eukaryota; Metazoa; Arthropoda; Insecta; Lepidoptera; Bombycidae
Product: juvenile hormone esterase
Molecular function (GO): serine hydrolase activity
Source: RefSeq, a predicted model, not a curated record
AUGAAACUGUUUUUGGUCCUAGUUUCACUGCUUUCUGUAACACAUAACUACGCCAUAGAAAUAAGCGACCAAGGGAUACUAGAAGGCGAAGAGUUAGCAAAUGAGGUCGAUGGUAGCACAUUAUAUAGCUUCAAGGGAAUCCCAUACGCCCAGCCCCCUGUGGGUAACUUGAGGUUUAAGGCUCCUCAACCUGUAUCUUCGUGGGAGGGUGUAAAAAACGCCACUCGGCAUGGUGCCGUUUGUCCGCAGUUUGAUAUUUUAACAAAUCAGAUCAUACCAGGAGAUGAAGAUUGUCUCUUCUUAAACAUUUACACUCCGGACUUGAACCCAGCCACUCCUCUGCCGGUAAUGUUCUUCAUCCACGGCGGAGGCUACGUCAGUGGAUCCGGAAAUGACGAUUUCUUUGGACCCGAUUUCAUAGUCCGGAAGAAUGUUAUAUUAGUCACAAUAAAUUACAGAUUGGGUGACUUGGGAUUUUUGACUUUAGACACGGAAGAAGUACCAGGAAACGCCGGUUUGAAAGAUCAAGUAUUGGCCUUAAAGUGGGUCAAUGAGAACAUUGCGCAUUUUGGCGGUGAUCCGAAACUGCUUACGAUUAUUGGACAAAGUGCCGGUGCAGCAUCCGUUCUCUAUCAUCUAGGAUCAUCUCUGACCAAAGGACUCUUUAACAGAGCGAUCGCUUUGAGUGGUGUACCAACGUGCGAUUUUAACUAUUCAUACAAACCUAUCAAACGUCCGUAUAUUUUAGCCAAGCUACUCGGCAACGACACAACCGAUCUUGCAAUUGCUCUGGAGUUCCUACAAAGCGUAAACGUUCAGCUUUUGAUUCAACCUGACGUAUCUUUAUUAGCCACCGAAUCAGUAUCGACAGGCAAUAUCUUCCGCUCGUACUACUUCCUGCCGGUUGUCGAGAAAGAUUUCGGAACCGAGCAAUACCUAACAAAAAACUAUCUAGAACUAAUUCAAAACGGUAGCUUCCAUGAUGUGGAUGUAUACUUAGGUAGUACAAAUCUGGAAACGGCCGUAGUAGCUUCCAAUAUCGAUGCUCUAAUUCAAGAAAUAAUUAAAAAUCCACAGUUGAUCGUUCCACGUGAAAUUCUAAAUCAAGUUACUCCUGAUGUCAGUUUGGAGAUCGCAGAUUCACUGCUUCAGAAUUAUUACGGCGACAAACGUUUGACAGUGGAAAAUAUUCAAGAAUAUUUAACGUACACCUUAGAAACUUAUUUUACAGCCGCAAUAAGGCGUUUCGCUGAUUUGAUCGCUAAAGUAUCUUCCAAAGUAUACUUCUACAAAUUUGAAAGCUUCUCGUCCAGAAACUACUACGGGCAGGCCACUGUUCCAUUCGGCUUUUACGCUGCGAGUCAUUUAGAUGACUUGAUGUAUUUUAUGUACCCUAAGUCCUUGAAUAUGACCGUUGAUGUGAGCAGCACCGAAUUCAAGAUGGUUGAUCUGACGACAAACGUUAUCACGAAUUUUGUAAAACACGGAACUCCAACUCCUGAUAACAGCUUGGGAUUGAUUUGGCCCGUUUACGACACGACCAAUAAGGCAUAUGUGACCAUUUCAAACGACACUCUAAUACCUGGCUCCGAUCCAGAUAGCUCCGGCACGGCAUUCCGAAUCGGGCUCUUCGAGAAAACUGGCAUUAACUACUAGUCUUCAACAUUUUUACUAAAUUAAAACUAAAAAUAAAAUAUUCUGCUGCCAAAUACUAUAAGACAAACUAAUAUCGUUACGUCGUCCUUGUGUCGACAAUCCUCCAUGUUGAUAAUACAAUAUGUAUAAUAAUAAUUCAAAUAAUAUAUAUGGCAAUCCAAACUAUUAUAGUACCUGUUUAAUUAACUUAUUUAAGACUAGAGCGUACGCCUAGUGUAGUGUGCUGUGCUGAUACUACCUCGCAAGGCGCCAUUGAUUAUAGUAAAUUCAAUUUCUUAAUUCAGCAGUGGAAAGAGUUGGAGGAGGCCUUUGCUGAAAGGCACUCCGAGACGAGAGACAUUUUGUUUUAUAAGUGUAAAUUUUACUUUUAUAUUUUGUUUUCAUAUAAUAUACUGGUUUUCUUUUUAGACUACUUAAAAUUGUUACUUUAAAAUGUUAAAUGUUCGAGAAAUAAAGACAUUAUUAUUAUUAAAA